Messenger RNA from Venustampulla echinocandica, 1887 nucleotides. RefSeq lists its product as uncharacterized. Gene Ontology annotation, biological process: protein dephosphorylation. The record is from RefSeq and is a predicted model, not a curated record. Lineage: Eukaryota; Fungi; Ascomycota; Leotiomycetes; Helotiales; Pleuroascaceae. The transcript has 2 exons. Gene Ontology annotation, molecular function: protein serine/threonine phosphatase activity; cation binding. Bases 1 to 1887 code for a protein of 628 amino acids.
AUGUUUGGCGGUACUGGCUCGCCGCCGCUGGAUAAGGACAACGCAGGUUCACCGUCGCGCGGCUCUUCGCCCGCGUCAUCGGCCACAAGCGCGGCAAAGCCUGCUGAAGAGAGCGGUUCGGGAGAGAAGCGUAGUGGCAAUGGAAGCCCUCCGGGAGGACGACCGACCGCUGAUAAUGGGGGCGUGGCGGAGAAGAAACGUAGGAGUAGUGGGGUUGGUAGCAAGGCCAGCUCGUUCCUUGCCAGUGCAAAGAGCUCUCUGCAUUUCAGCCCCAAUCCCAAUUCCGCGGGGUUUAUGCGUAGCUCAGAGCAAAACAACCAAACUCCCUUGCAAAAGCUGGGAAGGCAAGAUCCCGCGCUCAGCGUCCCUCAAGGGCAGCAUAACAACUCCGCGGGCGAAUCGGUCCCCGGUCCUCGCUCUACCUUUGCCGUAGGGGUAUGGGAAGACAAGAAUAAGAAGUGUCGCCGAACGAUGGAAGAUACACAUGCCUUUCUAUAUAACUUCCUACAUACGCCCGCACCAGCCUUAGCAACGGACUCUGCUACGACCAGCCAGAAGGCGCAAAAGUCGACAGAUGAGCUCACUAACGAAUCCUCAAAUAGCCUUCCUCCCCCGUCCUCUACCGAGAUGAUGGAGACUGAUAAUGGUUACUUCGCUAUUUUUGACGGCCAUGCUGGCACCUUUGCGGCAGAUUGGUGCGGAAAGAAACUCCACCUCAUCUUAGAAGAAACCAUAAAAAAGAAUCCAAAUACCCCUAUUCCCGAACUCCUCGAUCAGACCUUCACAACCGUCGAUAACCAGCUAGAAAAGCUACCCUUAAAGAAUAGCGGCUGCACCGCAGUCACAGCAGUGCUUCGGUGGGAAGAUAGGAUACCAAACACCCAAUCGGCAACUGGGUCAACAGCCAUCGCACCUGCUACUGCAGCGGCAGUCAAGGCUGCAACUGAGGCGGCAAAGAGCGAGGACAAGUCCGGUGACAGUGGAGUUGACAUGAGCAAGACCCCAUCACAACAGCCCAAUGCGGCCUCAAGUGCGGCAGCUUCUACAACGUCAAGUGAAGCAACCCACGCUAAACUUAAGACACAAGCAUCGCGCCAUCGUGUCCUGUAUACGGCAAAUGUUGGAGAUGCACGUAUUGUACUCUGCAGAAGUGGUAAAGCGCUAAGGUUAUCCUAUGAUCACAAAGGCAGCGAUGAGAACGAGGGCAAGCGCAUUUCAAAUGCCGGCGGGCUUAUCCUUAAUAACCGCGUUAACGGCGUUCUGGCUGUUACUAGGGCUUUGGGAGAUGCCUACAUGAAAGACCUAGUAACCGGUCACCCUUAUACCACGGAAACCGUCAUCCAGCCUGAUUUGGACGAGUUCAUUAUUCUUGCCUGUGAUGGGUUAUGGGACGUCUGCUCUGAUCAAGAGGCCGUGGAUCUCAUCCGAAAUCAUGCUGAUCCAGUCUCUGCCGCCAAAUGCCUCGUCGACCAUGCUUUGGCGCGCUUCAGCACCGACAAUCUAUCUUGUAUGAUCGUCCGCUUCAAUAAGACAGCUCUUCUCUCAACCGUUAAAGACGCGUCCGCCGCGAUCGGUGUGGAGGGUGACCCCGCCUGCCAUCCGGGCAAAUGCAGCGAAGCCGAGAAAAUUGUCAACGACGCAAGAAGAAAAGUCCAACAAGAUGGUGUCCAUGCCGUAGGUGUAAGCGGAAGCAACAGCGGUAAGGGCCACGACCCUAUACCGAUCGAAGAAGAUGAGCAAGCCAAGCGGAUUAGCAUGGAGAAGGUCAUCGAGGAGGAGCCUGGUUUCGUCGAGGGUGAUGGCCCGGAGGUGGAUAUUUCAGGCAGCAACGCAGCGGAUCCUGCUGUCAGAGACAAGCUGAAGUUGCCUGAAGGAGCGCCGAAGUGA